CGGCAGCACACGAUACCAUGUGCAUCAGCAGCGUGGCCACGGCGACUUGAAUUAGAAAAAUGUCAAAGUUAAGUGCGGUCUUUAUUCUGAAUUUAUUUGGAUCAGUAUUUUAAUUGAUUACAAACAUCUUACUGAUUUCAACAACUGGUUAAUCCAAUUUUCCAGUUUUGCGGUUGCGGUGACAUUUACAUAUUGCCGCAAACGAUGACCUCAUCAGCAAUACUUGCCAUAACUGUAUUGUACUACGACAUUGCAUGUGCGGCUUUUGAUUAAUUAUUAAUGCAUCAAGAAGAAAUCGUUUUGUCCCAGUUCCGUUGGGGCUGAUGCCGAUGGUCAGGUCCAUGGCUUAUCAUUCCGUUGGAUUCAAGGUGAUUGCUUGUGCAAAUUCCAAAACGUGUAAGAAUCGUGAUUUGUUGUGAAAUCGCGACAUACGUAAAUCGGCCGGUGUGAUGCGGGUUAGUGUACGUCUGUACGAACUUCAUGAUGUUGAUAUAAUUAAUAUUUAAUAGCAUAUGGUUAAAUGUAUUUUAUACGGUAUACGAAUUUUGAAUUAGACUAGCGCUAUGAUAAUCAAUUAUUUGCCCGUCUUGUGCUGCCGAAGACUUUUGUUUGUUAUUUUAUCUGGAACCUGUCGUGCGACCGGCUGGAAACGAUUAUAACUAAUCUAACGCGAAAUAUCGUACGCAAGUUUUUGUCGUGUGACUGAUAUUUUAUCAUGCACGAUAUCUGCCAGUUUGCAUUGAUAACCGAUGCAAGAACCGGCUAUCAUCGAGCGAUAAGAUGUGAUAAUUUAUCUUCCUGUGCAAAGUUACAUUUUAUUUUAUUUUUCGAACGUGACUACAAGCAUUUGUUAAAACGAAACGGCCUGCGAUUACCGAAAACAAAUUUACUUAAUUUUUCCCUGCCUAAUCGUGAUGCGGUCAUAAUGAUAUACAAAUACGCGGAUAACAACGUGCUGACCACGUCGUCUGAUUUGGAUUAUUCAAACCAAGAAUGGGAGCUACUCAACAUUGCUUCUGGGAAUCUGACGGACAGCUUUAAUACCUCGUAUAAUGCAUCACCCCGCGGAAAGAUUCCCGAAGAAUUCGAGCGGUACAGACCGGUUGUGGAAUUCUAUGGGAUUAUGUUUACAGUGCUGUUCUUUUUCAUUCUUUUUGGUAAUCUCUUAGUUAUUGCGUCAUUCAUAAAAUUCCGCACAAUUCGUAAAAAACUGCCGCAUCAUUGGCUGUUUCAUCUGGCGUUAGCGGAUCUGCUCCUGGGAUUAUCUCUUCCGUUUCAUGUGUUUACAUUCUUGGACGAGUACGACUUCAAAAAAUAUGUUCAUAUUCCGUACAUGUGCUUAAGCCGUUACGGGACGGCGGAACUAUGCAUUGGAGCAUCUUUGUGCUUCCUGGUUGGACUGGCCGUACACAUACUGUUUUCAGUCAAAUUCCCGUACAAGUAUAACCUAUGGAUUUCUCCAUUUCGUAUACACGUCAUCGCGAUAUCUAUUUGGAUCACGAAUUUUGGCUAUUUCUUGCUACCAUUUUUAGGCCUGCAUGAAUAUCAACCCGAACUUACCACUGAUGGAAAAAUAUCGGCAUAUUGUGAUCUUGUCAAGGUCUGGACACCCUGGUAUACACGAUUAAUGAUCUGGAUGAUGGUUGGGUUAGUCUUGGUGUUGUGCACCGCUUAUACUAUAAUUUUUCGCGUGGCCUGGAAGAAGACACGACGCGAUUCCCUGCCAACGGCCUUCUUCAACCAACCGCGAAAUGCGAAACCUGUGAUUACAUUUUUGCUGGUGACUGUUUCCACGAUGGUCUGCUUCGCGCCAUUUGCCGUGUGCAGUUUGCUACAACUGCAGCACUGGAAAAAGCGGAACGACAAGGAUUACAAUUACCAAGGAGAUAACAAUGAUCUGGAAGUCGCUGCAGCCAUUGCCACAUUCUUUCUCUUUCUUCACUCGGUUCUGAAUCCAAUUAUUUAUUCUUUUCGGCUUCCCGAUUUUCAGAUAGCGUUCAAAGCGCUGCUGUGUUGUCAUUGCGGGAAAUCCGCGCAGCUGCUUUUUGACUGACUUUUUUCUGUAAAUAGGAUGUCUAACGAAGUGUGUAAACAUGGUGACCCGGUUCUAUCGGUGUGACCACGAUGCCAUGCUGCUGACAUUGCUCGCUGUGGAAUGAUUGAUUGUGGUUUCGUAUUUUACGAGUGCCUUUGUAUAAAUAGUUGAUACCACAAGGAAAAUUUUCCCGCAAAGAUAAAAAUUAUAAAUGUGACCUUAUUUGUAU
Molecule: messenger RNA, 2264 nt
Organism: Paramacrobiotus metropolitanus
Lineage: Eukaryota; Metazoa; Tardigrada; Eutardigrada; Parachela; Macrobiotidae
Product: histamine H2 receptor-like
Exons: 2
Coding region: 716-2053 (445 amino acids)
Biological process (GO): G protein-coupled receptor signaling pathway
Cellular component (GO): membrane
Molecular function (GO): G protein-coupled receptor activity
Source: RefSeq, a predicted model, not a curated record